AUGGCCUCCGAUCUCCCGCUCCCUCUCUUCGUGCUCCUCUUCCUUUUCCUCCUACCGACGCCGUGCUCCUCGUGGCAACCGGCCGACGACGGCGACGCGUCGGUCUCGAGGUCGGUCUUCCCCAUGGACGGUGACGUGGCUUGGGUGGUGCAGGUCAGCGACCUCCAUAUCAGCACCUACAGCCCUGAGCGUGCCGCCGAACUCGCGCUCCUCGGCACCGCGCUGCGUGCAAUCCGGCCUCACCUUCUCCUAGUCACCGGUGACAUCACUGACGCUAAGAAUCAGCAAAGAACCAGUUCAAGGCAGGACGAAUACGAAUGGGUUACCUAUAAGAAAGCUAUUGAUGCAAUUGUUGGACAAGGUGGCAUUGAUAAGAGCAGGAUAUUUGAUAUUAGAGGCAAUCAUGACACAUAUGGAGUGCCCUAUAGAGGAGGAAAAUUGGACUUCUUUUCAACUUACAGCGUUAACUCACAGUUUAAGCGAUUAAACACCAUCAGUAGUAUAUUGCUUCAGGGAGAUAGAAGCUACCAAUUUCUGGGUAUUGAUGAUACAAUGAGUGUUGGCAUUCGUUUUCCUGCAAAUCUUUUUGGUCAUUCAACUGAUAAAAGGAUAGAAGCAGUAAAUUCAGAGCUUCAAUACUGGACCAAUCAUUCCAAUGUUCCAGUUACCAAAGUUGUUUUUGGACAUUUCCCUAUGUCAUUCACUGCAUCGUCUGAAAAAGGACAGCGAUACGAAAGUGUGUUUGCAAGGCAGUCUAUUUCAGCAUACCUAUGUGGUCAUCUCCAUGCAAAAGUUAGUAAGCAGCUUUGGAGGUAUCAUGAAAUCAGAACAACAGAAGAUCACAAGUCAAGCUUUUGGGAAUGGGAACUUGGAGACUGGAAGGACUCCAGAUUGAUCAGGAUUUUAGCAAUAGAUGGUGGUGCAGUCUCAUUCAUAGAUCACACAUUGAAACAGGCACUCCAAACUUCCAUCUUGAUCACAUAUCCAACAGAUUCAAGAAGUAUGAAUAUGUUGGACUCAGAAAAGUGGUCGAUGAGAAAUGAUAUAAAUGUCCUUAUUUUCUCUCAUCAAGUUAUCCGUAAUGUGAGUGCUAGAGUCUUUGACUCUCAUAGUGAGUUUAAGAUUGUUGAGGAGAUACCUCUGCAGCUUGUUGCCAGUACUUCUGCUCACAGACCUUUGUUCCAUGCCAGAUGGAAUGCGGAAAAUUACAGAAGCUCAUCUGCUACUCGCUACUGGUUGCAGGUGUUUGUUCUUGAUUCUCAUGGUGUAAAAAUUUCAAGUGAGCAGAGACCAUUUUCUGUUGAGGGUAAGAUAGCAAUUCCCACAAGCCCAUGGACCAACUAUCUGCUCUUUGAAGUCCAGUGGGAAGACAUGUAUCAAGUUCUUCUGUGGAGUAAUUUGGCCUUCACCAUUGCAUUGUUGUUCAUCCCCAAACUAUUGUAUCAUUUUGUUAGGAGAAGUUCAUCAUAUCAAAGAAAAGGCUAUUGUAUUUUUGCGGCACAGAAGAAGAAUAGUAUAUCUGCUGACUCAGCAAAUAUGCAUGCCGAGUCAUCAAGCUUGCUGCCAGUUGCUCCAAGGGCUUUACUAAUGAAAUUCACUGACAAGAUGGCGUCCAUGAUGAUCCAGUUUUGUGGUAGCUGGACAAGGAGGGCUCUUCUACUUACAUGCUUGAUCACUGCAGCAAUACAUUUGAAGCUCUGUUCAAAGCUAAUGUCAGCUUAUGGAAUUGUACCAGUAGUCUUGUCACCCCCAUUGACAUGGAUACCACUGUUGUUAUUAGGUGGUGCUGCCUAUUGUACAGUUCUCCAUGUAGAUUAG
This is a messenger RNA of Miscanthus lutarioriparius, 1818 nucleotides long. The record is from the annotation of a GenBank genome assembly. NCBI's taxonomy places the organism in Eukaryota, Viridiplantae, Streptophyta, Magnoliopsida, Poales, Poaceae.